This is a messenger RNA of Patella vulgata (common limpet), 7830 nucleotides long. Its product is annotated as cholecystokinin receptor. Gene Ontology annotation, cellular component: membrane. NCBI's taxonomy places the organism in Eukaryota, Metazoa, Mollusca, Gastropoda, Patellidae. The record is from RefSeq and is a predicted model, not a curated record. Gene Ontology annotation, biological process: neuropeptide signaling pathway. Bases 3231 to 4409 code for a protein of 392 amino acids. The transcript is spliced from 3 exons. Gene Ontology annotation, molecular function: G protein-coupled peptide receptor activity.
UAUGUAUCGAUUUUAUUGAAGAGUCGUGUUUCUCGCUCUCUCCACUCUCCCCUAUACAAGCUAGUCUCGACACAACGCGCAUGUUGUUCGUACUCUCAGCAGCGACUGACUAGCUUCAGGUACAAUUCUUGUUUGAAGGAUAGUAAAUCAUACGGACAGGUGCUUGGUGAUGUAUUAGUAAUUACUAUGAACUCGAUUCAAGAGCACAGAAGACUACAAUACUGUGACAUUUAACAAAAACAUCGUUAAAAACAGCUUGACGACAAUUUACCAGGAAAUGAAAUUGGUUUGAAGAAAGCUUUGUAAAAGUGUAUUAUUUUCAACAACAUCGAUUGUUAUCUGUUUGUGAAUUGUUCAAACUAAUUACAAGAUAAUUAAUCGAAUAUGUUUUCAUGUUGAGCAUGUGGUAACAAUAGUGUAUUAUUAUAAACUAAGAACGCUGUUUAUCUAAAGGGACAAACUUUUAUAUAAGGGAUGUUAAACUCCUCCUACAUCAAGUCGUAUUUAGUGUUCUAGAAAUAUUAACGUCCGCUUGAACCUGUGGUGAUAUCGCAGACCAUAUUGAACUAUUCUAUAUAAUACAUACUAGAUGUUAAACUGGUAGAGCCUACGAUACCCAAUAGUUCUAGUCCCCGUCGCACAGUUUACCUCUCAAGCAUGACUUAUUACUAACAAUAAUAACAAUGUUUCCAUAUUCGAUUUGAAUGACAACAUUUAGAUUGUCCAACUGAUUAUUGUCAAGCGGUGAUUAUAAAGAUAUCACACACUAUCUAUAGGUAUCAAAUAUUGAUUUAUAGGGUUUGAAUCAUACUGAUUGAUAUCACCAUGACCAAAGCUAUAAUAAUACCCCAAGUUUAUUAGAUCUAUCAAUAACCUUUGAUCAAAUGAUUAUGUUUAAUCUUUGGUCUAUCUCAUAUCAUCUAAUUGAUCAGUGUUUCAUUGGAUCGAAUCAGGUCAUUAGUGAAGCUGGAAAUUAGAACUGAAGUCGAUCGGGGACCGGAUCUGUAGGAUUAAUAGACAAAUCUCUUACCAUUAGCAGCCAUUCUCGGUGGGAAAUACAGGUCUGAGCCUUUGUUACAUCGUUUAAUACAGGUUAACGAGUACGUUAUAAUCCUUUUAAUACGUGCCAUUUCUUGGUUGCUUGUGAAUAUUGCUAGAUUCCCGUUAGACCUCGAUCGAUUCUUCAUAUUGUAAAAUCAUUGUGUUUGAAGCAGAGCCAGGAAACUAUUAUUUGAACAUUAAAAUUGGCUGUGAAAAAAAUCUGCAUCCGGACAAUCCGACACGUUUAUUGUUCGUCCCCUUUUGUCGGUUAUAAUUACACUUAGAGAAGAGUUUCUUAAAAUGGAAUGAGACGACCUCGAGUGUAGAAUUAUUUUAUAGGACCAACUAGUUUUGGAUUCUUCGUUCAGGUGGAGACAACAGUGUCCAAAACGAAGAGGAGCCGUGGAUACUUUCGCGGUUUGGUUUAUUGAAGGUAGCAGUUCAUUGACUAUUUUGUGGCUGUAAUGUGUGAUAUGUCUGUUGAGACAACAUCGACGUAAGUAAGGUCUUCGAUAUAAAUCGGAGAAUCAUUUUAACUAGACACUGUAAUUUGUCCAGAAUCAUUAUUCUAUAUUGAUAUUGACGCACAGACACAGAAUCCGGGAAGAUAAUAAGCUGUUAUCCCGGUUUUAGCUUUUUGUAUAAACGGAGGAAAAACGUUUUGUGUGGAUUUGAGAAAAUAUAUAACAUAUUAUUUUGUGAAAUGCGUUAAUAGUAAAAAAUUUUGUUUUAUCUUUUAUCGUACUGGGUUUCAAGAUAUUCGUAUACAUGAAAACAUGUUCACGUAAUAAGAGUUGAAUGCUCCAGGCUGUUACAGAGAAUGAUUAAAGGAGCUAGAUUUAAUAUCUUCAGUUAAAGUAUCAAAAUACAUUUCGUGACAAGUAGCUAAAAUAUCAACGUAUCUUAGCUUGCUGCAUCUUGUCAAAUGAUAAAACACACCAGUCUUGACAAAUAAAGAGGCUUAUUUCUGCUGACAACCAAGUUGUUUCAUAAAACAACUGAUAGGUUUUCAGUAGGAACUGUGAGUGAAAAAAACAAAACGUAUUUAAGUAAUCAGUGUGUGUUUUAAACAGAACAGCAGUUUUGUAAAAAAAAAAAAGGAGACUAAUAGCAAGACGUUUAAGAAAAUUUGGAUUGAUGGACGUUAAAAGGUGUGUGAUUAUUUAUUUACGUUCCGUUAACCAAAGACUGAGGAAGUCGACAGGACAAACGGAUGGCUGCAAUCAGAAAAGUGCUUGACUCUAUAGUAUUAAGAUCUAACAUCACCUGGUUUAAAAACCCAGGCGAUAUCAACGCUCGACAGUAAAUAGGACGCGUCGCAGCUAAUAAAAGACAAUUAUAUGCUGGCAGUCACUAAUUGACAAGGGGGCAUUGACAAGAAACGCACCUUUUUCAGUGGAAAAAAGGAGUUUGCGCCGAUUGAUUGAUUGAUUAAUAUGGCAAUGGGACAGUGUCGACAUUAAAACAUUUUACUCAAUCUUAUCAAGCAGAAUCUAGUGACCUAAACUGUUUAAUAACGAUUCAGCUUUAUUGAUACAAUAUAGAAAGGUGGGCGCUCAAUAUCUCUCUCUCACUUAACUAGUUAUUAUUCGAUAAAAAUUCCUACUGAACUGACAUCCCGCUAAGGAGAAUAUGACAUUUGUGAAAUCUUUCUGAAUAUUUGGAAAUGUGGUAAUCGUCGCCAUGAAUUGCAAAAUAGACAUUUGUUGACAUUUUCAUGUGAAAUGAUUUCAACUGGGUCUUGGCAAGCAAUUUGAUGUUGAACAUAAUACGUUUGAGUGUUUCAUGAAUUAGAAACUUUAUUUCCCCUGUGGUUACAUUUGAAAUGCAUUAAGCCUUUUAAUAAGUCUAUUCAGAAAACAGCAAUCAUCUGAGAAAUAUGUUUAAUGUUUUAAGAAAGUAAGUGGGCAAGAAGACGACACGUAAUAUUACUGACAGAUGAAGUGAUUAUCGCUUUUGAAACACACAAUUUUAAGAAUAACAUAACAGGUUAUUGUGGAUUGUGUUUAAAACAAUUGUUCAAAUCGGGCGAUAGACAUCUUGUUGUUUUUUCCUUUCCUUUAAAACUGUUAACAAAUUGGAGCGGUUCCAUUAAAUUGUAGCGGUCCCAUCAAGAAACAAGUUUCUAUCAAACAACACUUCAGAUUACCGACAACGCUAAAGUAAGUUGUCGUCUGCUUAAAAUUAAAAUGGAGGUUGUGAAUUUAACGACGACAGAUAGUGCCGGAUUGACAGCCAAGGAAACAAGUUCCACAGGAAUGGAGGAUACAAGUUUAGCCAUCGUGUGUAUCUUAGCCAUAUUAAGUGUUUUCGGAAGCAUUGGCAAUGGAUUGGUAUUAUACGUAUUCUCUAGAAAAAUGGAUAAUGUUACAUCGACGGUGUUUAUCUUGGCAUUGGCGGGAACGGAUUUGAUAACAUGUCUAGUGAUAAUGCCGUUCACAGCCGUCGCUAUCAUCCUAGAAAACGAACUGAAAUACGAUUUCUUCUGUAAGCUCUACCAUUUCCUUAUAACUUGUAACGUUCCAUUGUCAGCCUUCAUCAUGGUGGCCAUCGCCGUCGAUCGCUAUUUCUGCAUCUGUAAACCCUUUCUACACGCCAUGAAUCUGCGGAGAGCAAAGAUCGUAGUCGUUGUUUUGAGUUUCUUUGCUUUUAUUUUAGGGACUGUGACUACGUUAGCUUACGGCGUGUACUACCGGGAAACGGUUACCCACACAAAUCAAACCCUGAAUACUACAAUGAGUGAUAGUGGUGCUGGUAAUUCCAGUAUUCAAGUCACCAACGUUACAGAGACUCGAAUAGUUUACAGAACAGAGUGUAACGGUAAUUAUCUGCUGAUAUCACAGUCAGUUAUAAGUGUCUAUCAGAAAAUAUACGCUUCAUUGUACCUGCUAUCUUUCCUCAUUGUAUUAGUGCUAUAUAUGAUCAUCUACAGAUCCGUCAUCAAACGACGUAGAUGGCGCCAGCGACAACGUUCCGCUCGCCCUUCCGGUAAAUCUGUGGCUAGUUGUGUGACGGAAGUGGAGGUCAUGGAAUUACCUGAAAACAAUGGCGUCUCAUCAGUGAAACACGAAGAAUGCGUACGUUUGAACAGUGAAAAUCGUAAAUCAACCAAAGGGAAGAGAGACUAUGACUUUUUGGCCAAUAUUCGAACGGCGGCCAUGUUGUUUGUGGUUACCAUAGUAUUUAUAAUAGCGUUUUUACCGUCGUGGCUGAUGGCGCAUCGACUGAUAAGCUUUAACAUAAUCAUUUUUUAUAUGUACUUUCUUUAUAACGUGGCUAAUCCUGUUAUAUAUUCGUUCAUGAAUCAAACCUUUCGCAAGGAAUUAAAAGCAAUGUUCCAAAGAGGACGGAAAUGCGUCGUGCGUUAAGAAAUGGUGAAUAUAUUAUUAUUACAGACGAGAAGGAUUGACAUCUUGUAUCAUAGUUUGUUAUAUAGAUAUUUAAUUUUGUUUUAAUUGCGUUUCGUUAAAACGCGGAUCAUACAGUCGGUGUAUUUGUAACAAACCCUACAGUUUAGUUUAAUAAAACGGGCAAAUUUUAGUUCACAAAGAGUUCGGAAUAUCGAGGUUCAACUGUACAUAUUCGGAGAAAAAUUUUCUUUUUUGCAAAACAACUGUUGUAUAAUAAUAUAAUAUACUCCUUAAACUGUUUAUAAUUUGUCAGGUGUUUCCAGGUGUCUUUAUGUCUAUAUAGUCUGUAUAUAAUAUUGAUUGUUGCGCGAGGGGGCCGAUUAAAUAUCGACCCGGAACAGUUCCGUGUUGCUGUUUACAAUACCAACAUUGUUAAUAUCAUCCAGGUAUAAACUGCUGCUGAAUGAUUGUCUGAGUUGCAUCAAAUUUCCAAAACGUAAAAUGAUCAAUUCAGAAUUUUACAUAUUUGGUUAUAUACAGGUCCAUCGGAAAUAUUCAAAUUAUAUAGUUCGCAAAAUAAGAAACACGUGUAUCGAGCCAUCGUUAAAAUUUAUACCUGUUUACUUUCUCUGAGGGAGUUGUACAAAGGUUUUAGUAGUUUUGAGGACAUACAAGACGCCAUAUAAUGCUUAGUCUUAGACGUGUCUAUGAUUAUUUUGUGCAUAUGAUAUUAUUUAAAAUUAUUGUGUUGAUGAGAGUGAGAAAACCUCUUUAUGCUAAGGUUUACGAUUAUCUUCUAUGUGGUAAUAUCAUGAUAAUUAUCACAAAGCAAUAGGUAUUUAAUGCAGGUGUGUUAAUUAAAUAGGUAUUUAAUACAGGUGUGUUAAUUAAAGAUGACAUAGAUAUAAUUUUUUUAAUUAGAUAUACCUCUGUGAUUUAUUAAUGGGGAUGUAUUUCACAUUAAGAUUUGAAAGAAUUAACCAAAUUUGUUUUGUUUUCAUUUUAAAAGUUCCGUGAUUUUUUUUUGUUUGUUCGAUAUUAAAGCCAGUGUCAAACGGAAGGGACAGCGACAUCGAUGUCGGCACCUUCCCGGUUAAGGCUCCACGGUCAUCAAGCUUGACAUCUGCAAAAAUAACAAAAUUUGUUUCCUUUUUCUUCUUUUUUUUUUAAGAAUUCGGUUAUUUUUAUUUUUUGCUCGAUGUUAAAGCCAGCGUUGGCGGCAACUUCCCGAUUGAGAAUUAUCGGUCAGGAAGGUUGACAUCUGCACCAAAAACGUCAUAAUUCCACGACGUCUUCAUAUGAAGCCGGGGGACCCGCAUAGAAAACCAAGAAAGGAAAUAACUUUUCGGGGUGAUAAUUUCUCCAUGUUACAUCCCACCCUGGACCGAUUUAGACAAUGUAUUGUCUAAACUAUUUUUUUUUUUGAUUUAGUUAAGAUAACAUUCGUGAUUGAAGCGAACUCUAUGUUGCUGCCCUUGACUGGAAGCACCAACAUUACAAAUUUGGAAACAUUACAAUCGUGUUUAAUUGUGUUGUGUGAAAACCCAGUAUUUUAUAUGAUUAUGGAUAGAUUCAACCAAAUUAUUAACAGUAUCUGUAACGCUUCUGUAAAGUGCGUCUAUUGCAGUGGGUCAGAGAGAGAGAGAGAGAGAGAGAGAGAGAGAGAGAGAGAGAGAGACGCAAUCAAGGUUUUGUCGGGAUUAACAUAUGGUUUAAUUUUAUUUCAAUUAUUCGCUCUCACGUCGGGAGGAAACCGAGGGUUCCGAAUAGAACCCAAGAUGUAUAAGGUGGAAAUCUAAACCACGCCACUUGGCUCAAUGACAGGCCAUAUUAUUAUCUAAAGCGCACGCGUUAAACAUCCCCCUCCCACAACACUAUAGGAGUAAGUAGACUUCAUAAAUAGACAUAUAGGGACGUGGCAGCGAAAAAGCAAAAGUACAUCAUCUCAGAAGCAUCCUUGAAAGUUGGAAUUCGAACAAAUCACACUGUACGGCGGGUGAACCGAUUGGUUCAUUCUGUGAUCUGAUUGAAUCUCUCGUAGUCGUGUACGGGGCAGGAUAUGUUGUAUUUUUAUAGAAAACCCGAUAACGCUUCUCAUGCUUUGCGAAUACAACCAUGAAUCAGAUAGUGUACACAGAUUUCACCUGGCAGCACCGCUAAAAGAUUUUAUGCGAAAGGAGAACCAGGCGGUAAAUGUGUGGAAAUGGACCAAAAUUAUGAACAUUUUGUUUAUACAAAAAAUGUUGCUUAGCUUUCAAAUUGCCUUGCAUUUUGUCUUCCAUAUUGACCGAGAAUGAUCAGACUUUAUGAUUUGAUGUAUGGAUGGUGUGAAAUAUAUAGUGUCGGAUUGAAACUGUUGUGGGUACAGUAGACAUCGCUAUAAAUUUAUAACAUAGGUCAUAGGUCAGUCGACAGAUGUAUGGAACACCAAUAAGGUCAUUAAUCGACAUUUCUAACAAUUUAACAUCGAUAUCUAGUAACAAUUAUUAACUUCAUUUUUGAAUAGAUCAAAUAGUUUCGUUUUUACAAUACGAAGUCUGGGUGGGAUCAAAGCAUGACAUCAAAGCAUGACCUUGAGGUGCAGCAAUUAAGAGAUCCCCGUCAGUUGCAGGGUACCCUGGGAUUUAAAGCCAUGUACUUUCAUUUGUAAAUUGUGAAUCUAAAUUGUCUAUGUAAACGAUACUCCUUAUAAGAUAUAUAGAAAACAACUAUAUGGAUAUACUACUUCUGAAUUUAUUAACAUGCUAAAUUUGUUAAACAUCUUUAUUUGCUUGAAACCGAUACCUGUAUGUGUAUCGAAACAUAGCAUGUUAAUAAAUCCUGAAGUUGUAUAUCCAAAUAGUUGGGGGGGGGGGUAAAAGAUGUAUAUAUUUGUAGAAAAGCUACUAUACUAAACCGAAACACCGUUGGCCUACUAUAAACUAAUGGUUGCCGGUCCGCAACAAUUUCCUAGACUUGGAUCCCGCAGUACCUCUAGCCCUGUGUCUUACAGAAUCUUGAUCUGUAGAUGAUGGCUCUCUUCUGGUGUUGGCCGAGAAAGUUGAUCGGUAUUUUCCAAAGUGGUUCCUCCUUGUCAGUGGUGUAGGACGGAGGGCCUGACAAGGGCCAACGUACAGUUGUUCGGGUGCGAUGAUCUCAUCUACACAUGGGCGUGCACAUGGGAGAUCCCUUGGUAGUUGGAAUUCGAUAUGAGAGUAGGCCGUAGUAUCGGUUUCCGGGCAAAUUGGCACUCAUAGCACACUGUAUGCGUAUGCCCGUCUUCAUUAUCCCAGUUGAAGCAGAACAGUAGGACAUUAAACGCCAUUUCAUUUCAGUAUCAUUCGAUUAAUGGUCUGUCUGGUUUUCCAUAGAUAUGCCUUCUAUGUUUACUGGUAUUAUUUAUAUGUAAAUUCCAUUUUGUGAUUAUAAGCAUAGAAUAUUAUUAAAAUAUCUUAAAUUA